UCUGCUUUUUCAUUAUUAACCUCGUCUUUCCCAUGGGUUCACACAUGCCCAAAGUACUUGGAUCUGUAGUCCUGCUUUAGGUUCUAUGAGUUACAGUUAAAUUUCAGUACUACAACAGUAAAACAUAACUGGAUACACCAGUAGAGGUGAGCCCUUCUCAUAUGGAACCAACAGUAAGCAGUUCAAUGUUGUGUGUGACUGCACAACAGUUAUUGACUGCAGUUAUUGUAAAUACAAAGCUUAUCGUAGCAUAUCAAUUCAACACACACCUCUUAUAAUGGCUUGUCACAAUAGUAAAAUCUACAAAACAGCCUCACUUCCACUGCAUGCCAGUAGGUAUUUGCUGGGUGCAUUUCAAUUCUUUCCGAUGGAAGUUUUGAAAAAGAGAGACUCCCUGCAAAGCCAAGCUGGCUGCGGAGGCGGGGAUUUCGUUCCCUCUGCUCAUUGGACGCUGUGAUGAAGCGCCCCUUCGCUGUGCGGAAGGCUGCGAGGGAAGUCUCGCGAUAAGUGCCGCUUCAGGUUGCCAAGCGACAGUAAGAGAAGUUUACGGAGAAAAAGCAACUAAAAGCAUCGCACUAUUCGGUUUUCCACCAAAGUAAUGGCAAGCCAGCGGCCACUAUCUGGGAAGUUUAAAAUCCGUGGUACUUUUCCGGCUGGGACCGGGAGACCCCCUACUGCCAUCAGGCCUCCGCCAACUGCAGCCCGGAUUGGCACUGGGAUGGUUCCUGGGACUGGGCGUCCGGGGACCAGAGGAGGACCUAUACCCUCCCCGGGGGUCCUGUCUGCUCAGAUAAAAGUGACUGAGCGACCUGUCACUCAGCAGGGUCUGACUGGCAUGAAGACCGGGAUGAAGGGACCUCAGAGACAAAUCCUAGACAAAUCAUAUUACCUCGGAUUGCUCAGGAGUAAAAUAAGUGAACUUACUACAGAGUCCUGCAAACUGCAAAAGGAAAUUGAUGCAUUUAAUCAGGAGAACUCUGUCUACUUGUCCUAUGAAAAAAGAGCUGAAGGACUUGCUGGUGAAAUACAAGAUCUUCAGGGAGAGCUGGCAGAUUACAACAUGCUUGUGGACAAACUGAACACUAACACUGAGAUGGAGGAAAUAACGAAUGAUUUUAACACGCUCAAAGCAGAGAAUGACAAAGAGGCCCAGAGCAUGGAUAUUAUUUUCACAGAGAGACGCGGUAAAGAGGAGAUGAUCCGAACAGUGGAGGAGGAAAUCAAUAAGGAGAAACAGACAGCAGACAGCAUCGUGAAGAAGAUGCUUCCUGGUGACCAGGACAAGUAUGCUGGCAUGAGAGCAGCCAAUGAGGAGCUUCUUCAGGUGUUGGACAGUCACCAGCAGGAGCUCGAUGCGCUGAUCACUCAGAAGGAAGCACUGGAAGCAGAGAUCGCUCACUCGCAGGUGAAGCAGGAGGCCGUGUUACUGCACGAGAAGCUGCAGCAGCUGGAGCAUCGCAGGGACGCCAUGAUUUCUGAAGACAAGAGCCUGGGUUCCCCACAGGAGGAGCGGGAGCGGCUGCUCAGACAGGUCAAAGAGGACAAUCAGGAGAUGGCAAGCAUGGAUCGACAGUUGACUGAAAUGCGAGAGAAGAUCAGCCAGAUCAGUGAGGAGAUGCAGCACCUGCACGAUGACAUGGAGGAGCACCAAGGAGAACGCAAGCAGAAGUACGAGGAGCUGAGAAAAAGGGAGGAAAACAUGGACAAUUUCCUGGAAACCUUUGAGGAGACCAAAGCUCAGGAGGUGCAGCGCAGCAUGCAAGUACAGGCUGAGAUCGUGGCAUUGCUGGAACACUCAAGCAGGAACAUCAACCACAUGAAGCAAAUUUCCUCUGUCACGGCCACUGAACUGAAGUCUAUGCAGGAGGAUCUUAGCUUCAAAGAGACUGAGAUGCACAAGUCACAGAAUACGGCCAAAGGGCUGUCUUCAGAGAGCCGACGCCUGCAGCAAGACUUGCAGAAGGUGGAACAACUCGAGAGCAAAAUUAGCACGGAGCUGAGCAGCCUGAAGGAGCAGAUCCAGCGGAUGACCGAAGACCUCCAGACCUACAGCAACCUGGAGGCCCUAAAGACAGCCGGAGGGGAGAAGAAAAAGAGGCUGCAGGAGGAGAGGAUGCUCCUCACUCAGAGGAGGGAAGCCUUUAAGAAGGUUGUGCAGAAGAUGAAUGGAGAAUUAGAAGCACUGAAGGCUCGGCUGCUGGACAACGAGACGCACGCCCAGGUCGGUUUGUGGGAGGCGCUGCUGAGCGUCCUGGGAUUUGGCCAGCUUACCAACUUAGAGAGGAAAUGGCAGCAUCACGAACAGAACAACUUUGUCAUGAAGGAAUUUAUUGCUUCCAAGGGAAUGGAGAGUGACUAUCGGCCCAUUGUGAGGAGCGUGACCAAACAGCUGAGUGAACACAAUCAAGCGCUCAUCGACGCACUUCAGGGAAACAGGGGCUGAGGGCGCUCUGCUGUGGGAGUGGGCUUUGCAGGAGCCCCACCUUGAUGGAGGGAGGGGGGAGGAUGCACUACAGCUUUCAGAUACUGUGACAAACACAGGAUAUUUUAUUUUUGUAGUUCUCGAACUGUAUAUCAACAAAUAAAAAGGAACUAAGACGUCA
This is a messenger RNA of Brienomyrus brachyistius, 2603 nucleotides long. It is a transcript of the gene ift74, whose product is annotated as intraflagellar transport 74. The transcript is spliced from 20 exons. Bases 599 to 2443 code for a protein of 614 amino acids. Gene Ontology annotation, molecular function: beta-tubulin binding. Gene Ontology annotation, biological process: intraciliary transport involved in cilium assembly; cilium assembly. Gene Ontology annotation, cellular component: intraciliary transport particle B; cilium; centrosome. Lineage: Eukaryota; Metazoa; Chordata; Actinopteri; Osteoglossiformes; Mormyridae. The record is from RefSeq and is a predicted model, not a curated record.